CUCUCUCUCUCUCUUUCUCUCUGACAUUUCGAGGAAGCAUCGAUCCACCAGGGUUAGGCACUGACAAGUAGACGAUUCCUGAACGCUUUGAAAAUUCCUCGUUCGUGCAGAAUCUCAUAGAUGAUCCGCGCGGCGCGAUACCACCCUCUUCCUCGCCACGCGCCUCCAUGACGUCACGUGGAACGAGGUUGCCCGGUCGCUCGCGGAGUAACAGGAUACGCAAGCUGCUGCAGUCGGAGUACUACGAAUUUUCCGAAACGAUUCUGGUGGAAUCGCCGUUCGCGGAGACGACGAGAAAUGGUCGUGGGAUUCGUCAGGUUGCCCUGGGUCUCACGCCGACUAGGCUGAUCGUUGCGGCCGACAUCCUCCAGAUUAAUUCCAAUUUCCUUUGUCCACCUGGUAUCGACGCCAGUAUCGAGAGCUUCGAACUCGUGUCCGUGUAUCCCUUAGAAUACGUUACGCUCAGUGUGUUCAGGAGAAGACACUCGCGCGUUGCCCUUAGAUUUAUUGACGGUCGAGCUAAUUAUUACGAGCUCGGCGGUUCACGGCGCAGAGUUUCUUGGAGGAUCUGGUGCGAGCAAGUUCGAAGAUUGCUGGCGUACAAGGGAAAUGGUAGUUCGUUAUCCGAAACAACGGCGGCAAGCUCGUCGAGUAGUAGCACUUUGUAUUUACUAUCUUCCGAAAUCGAAGUCAGAAGCAAUCGCAACGCGAAAUGCAAGAGGCCGAUAUUCAGGUGGCGAUCGGUAUUAUGGAGCCAUUAUGGAGGCGCCGGCGAUUAUGUUACUCCCACGUGGACCGAGAAGGACUUGUAUCUCGGGCCAUCUUACAACGAGUUGAUGGAUGGUCACUACACGCCGGUUCCGGUGAGAUUCGCCGGAGCUAGUUUGGAGGAUAUCAAGUACGAGCUGGAGGAUCGCAUGUCGCAUUACGUCGCCUGCGAGAAAUCCUGCCGCAGCUGGCCGUGUCAGACGAGGUUCGGCGGUCGCGCGAGAUUGCAACGCGCCGACGGACUCUGCAAUGUUCUUUUCGCAAGAAAUCGCAACGUGCGUCGUUGCGAUUACGCCGCGAGUUGCAAAAGUUCGCCUUGCAACAUCUGUCAACUGGACAACAGCGUCGGCAUCGAUAUUCUUGGGAAACACAGUCGAUGUUGCGGUCGACGAAACAUGCUCUCCGAGGAAGAGUUCAUAGAACAUAUGGAAAACAAGUACGGAAAACGUCAACCGCAAUAUCGGAAGGGACCAAGAGGAUCUUUAGCGUCGAAAGUGUCGCGUUUCGGCUUCGGGAUACCGGAAAAAUGCAAUUCCGAAUUGAUUCUCGGUCCUUUUCGCGGUGAUUCGGGUUACGUUGACGUCGUCAAUCCUCGCAAGCUGAUCGAGAGCGGCGUGACGAUUUGGGAGGACAAUUGCCGAUUCUUAAAGGGUCAAAAGCAUCCACGAAGGUACGCCUUAUCUUCGGCGGCACAUUUUUUCCACGCGCUCGGCCCAUGGUCGGUACAGCCUGGUGAACGCGAAACCGUGCAGACUCUCCGAUCACCAAGUGCGGUCAAUAUCCGGAAACAGCCGUCGGAUCCGGAGCUGAGACUUCCGGUCUCGCGCCGUCAAUUGACAGCCAGCGUCUCGUGUGCCGCUUUGACAUCCAACGGAUCCAGCAUCGUCGGUGCCGUCACUAGAGGACGGGUGAUACUCUUCUGGACGCCGGAAUAUUGGUACAGACCUCAAGCAGCGGCGGUUGCCUACAGAGAGCUGAGGCAUCACUUGACGUCUCUUCAGAACUUCCGACGCGGAAAGGAGAGGCAGACGAGAAGAAAGUUCUUCUGCCGACGAAAGAGCCGGGUCUCGGGCGAGAACGGUAAUUCCGAGACUGUCAUUACGGGGAAAUCUAAUAGCCUCCUGGAUCGUGUGCUUUCUAUCCAUGGUGUACGCAAACGCGACGAGAAGACGAGCGAAAAGAACGUCGGCGAGGGCACGGCGUACCUGCGGAGAUUGUUGAGGAUGAACCUUCGCAUCACCGUGUGGGACUUGGAUAGCACCACCCUCGCCACGCAACUCACCUCGAUCGAUCGCGAUCUCUUCGUUCGCAUUCCCGCGACCGAGAUCGAGGUACUGAUCUAUCAGAGAUCGUCGCGCAACGCGCCAAAUCUGGGCGCGUGGAUCGCCUUCAGCCACCGGAUCUCCUGUCUUACCGUCAGCGAGAUCCUCGCGAUCAAGCAGCUCGAUAUGAGAACCAGAAUUAUGGCGAGAUUUAUCAACGCCGCCGACAAAUGCCUCGCGCUCGGCAAUUUUCAGUCCUGCAGGUCCAUCCUGGCUGGUCUGCAGGCUCCGCCGAUCUACAGGCUCCGAAGAAGCUGGUCCUAUCUGAGAAGUCAUCACGCUAGCAGAUACGCGACGAUGGAGAAGUUGUCUAAGAUUUACAAGAAUCCACGCUGUUCAAAGUACCAAAAGACUUGGGCCACAGCGAAACGCAAUCCACCUUACAUGCCGUACGUUGGUCACUUCCUGAUCAAAGUUCUAGAAUUAAAUAAUCCGAGAAAAAUUCAAACGGACGUCGUAUCUUCCACGAGGAAACAAUCAAUCUCGCGAAUUGGUGGGGCUUCAGAAUCUUUAUCCGUCAAUAAUCAUUUCAACGAUCUUUGCUUAGAAGAUGACAAGAACCUAAUGGAAUCUAAGCAGAGUUUGGCCAGACGUAUUUUCGCAGCGACGUUGGCCAGGAUAAAAUUCAAAACGCGUCAAAAUAUUACUGACGAAACCAAAAACAAUAUCUGGACGUCCAGGCAACGUUAUCUCGCGCGUAGAUUUUUCCAUCGAUGGCGCGUGAUCGUGUUGGAGACAAAAAUACGUUUGGAGAACGUAGAGACGAAAUUGAAGAAGAUAGACUCGAGGAGAAAACGCGUUCUCGACGUCGCAGCCUGGUUAACAGACUGCCAGAGAUUCGCGUUAGGCUACAAUUUCCCGCUGAACUCAUUCGCGUGCGAAUUUCUUUUGAAAGCGCGCUACCGGGAGGACCGCGAGAACUUUUUUAUCAGCCUCAAGCUGGAACCACCAAAAACCGUUUGAAAUACAUUUUGAACUUGAUUUAAGCAAGAUUUUGUCAACGGCAAUUGACACGUGGCUCCAAUUUUCGUCGUGCGUUCGUCUCAAGAGUGAAGAAGAAUUGCGAUUGUCUUGUUAUUUCGAACACAAUCAGGCAGGCAAAAUAUUGGUACAUUGAUAAACUGCGCUGAUUACUUAUGCAAUUAUAAAUAUUCUUUAUAAUUCUUUAUAAGAAUGAACCAUUCAGUGUUACAUAGAAUUUACUCAGAAGCGUUUUAUUUGAAGAACUGACGUAUCUACAUGCGCUUUGUAUGAUUAUUAUAUUGCUAUAUUACUUUAAUAAAAAUAAGUUUUCAGGUAUUAUAAACAUUAGCUAAUGAUGAGUACUGAUUGGUAUUCUAUAU
Molecule: messenger RNA, 3433 nt
Organism: Pogonomyrmex barbatus (red harvester ant)
Lineage: Eukaryota; Metazoa; Arthropoda; Insecta; Hymenoptera; Formicidae
Biological process (GO): Ras protein signal transduction
Cellular component (GO): plasma membrane
Molecular function (GO): guanyl-nucleotide exchange factor activity
Source: RefSeq, a predicted model, not a curated record